GUUUAAUCCACAUUUUUUCUAAAAAGACUUGUUUGUAAAUAAAAUUGGCAAUAAAAACUUAACAUGGCAAAAGCCAAAACGACAUCAAGUAUUCCAGAUGAGUUAAAAGAGAAACUAGCGUCCUUAGACACAGCAUUGACACAGAUAGAAACUGUUUUUCAACCUUUGCUCAAAACAAAUCAGUCAGAGCUUUAUGAAACGAUUAGUGCAAUGGAAAAAGCAAAAUUAGAACUAGCAGGAGCCUACUCUAUAAAUUCAUUAUUCUGGGUGUACCUUAAUAUUUGUGGAGUAAACCCCAAAGAACAUGGCAUAAAACAAGAACUGGAAAGAAUUAAAAGUUACAUGGAUAGAGCAAAAAAUAUCCAAGACAAAGCAAAAGCUCCAAAAGUAGACAAAUCAGCCUCAAAGAGAUUUGUGAAGAGUGCCUUAUGGAAAGCUGCUCAAAAACAGACAGACAAACCAAGUACUGAAGAUAAUUCUCCUGCUUCAUCAUCUCAAGACCAAGAUGCUCCGUCCACCUCUACAGCUGACACGUCCUUCAGUGAAGAAUCCAGGACGACAGAACCCCCAGCAAAGAAAAGGAGGAAAAGAUAACACUUAAAGGAUGUUAAACUCUCUAUAAUAAGUCGAGUUCAUCCAAUGAACUAUGGUGCUAAUUUUGAAUGACUGCUUACAUACAAGUAAUAAGUUUUCAUGUUCAUAGAAUGGAGGAAGCUGUAAGGACACUAGGCAGGAACUUUUUAUCAUAAGGUGUUAAACUGAACAAUAAAGAUUUCAGAAGAUUAACAUUUCA
Molecule: messenger RNA, 793 nt
Organism: Saccostrea cuccullata (small rock oyster)
Lineage: Eukaryota; Metazoa; Mollusca; Bivalvia; Ostreida; Ostreidae
Product: nuclear nucleic acid-binding protein C1D-like
Exons: 5
Coding region: 64-594 (176 amino acids)
Biological process (GO): maturation of 5.8S rRNA; regulation of gene expression
Cellular component (GO): nucleolus; exosome (RNase complex)
Molecular function (GO): DNA binding; RNA binding
Source: RefSeq, a predicted model, not a curated record